GGGAGGGAGAGCAGAGAAGAAGACAGCGUCGGCGGCGGCUCUGCAGUGGAAUAGCUGUUAUUUGAGGGAAGGUGAGAGCUCUCGGAGUACACGGCCAGCGCGUGUUGAGCGAGAUGUGUUUCAGGACUUGAUCGCAGCAUCCUAAAAUAAAGUAACUCCUGGGUUCUUCUCACUUUUACAAAAAUCCUCACUCAAGUCUCCAGACAACACGGGAAAAAAGGGAAAAAGUUCUGUUUAUCUGCAUGUUUCUAUGUUCAAAAAACAAGAGGAAAAAACACAGGGAUUGGCAGAGGACAAAUAACCUCUCAGAGGAUGCGGAAUUAGAAAGAACAAAUUGCCACUGGAGGACCACAGGGUAAAUACAACAUUUUCUUGCAGAUCCACAAGCGUGGAGUCACCUCACCUGCACCUUCGGAUUAAAGAGCAGGGUCAUGUCCCAGUUGCCAUGCGCAUCGCCACGCUGACCUGCCUUCCCGGCCAUUCCCCCCUCCUCUUUCUAUUGGCCCAGCUGCUACUGCGGCUCCUCCUCCCUGGGCCGGAGCUGGUGCGAGCCGCCUCCGCCUGCCCCUCCCUCUGCACCUGCUCAAACCAGGCCAGCCGAGUCAUCUGCACCAGGCAGAACCUGGAUGAGGUACCCGAAAGCAUAUCAGUCAACACACGAUACCUCAACCUGCAGGAAAACUCGAUACAGGUUAUCAAGUCAGACACUUUCAAGCACUUGAGGCACCUCGAGAUUCUCCAGCUCUCAAAGAAUCAGAUCCGUCAGAUUGAAGUUGGAGCAUUCAAUGGCCUCCCCAACCUCAACACACUGGAGCUCUUCGACAACCGCCUCACAUUGGUGCCAUCACAUGCCUUCGAGUACCUCAGCAAGUUGCGGGAGCUGUGGCUGCGCAACAACCCCAUUGAGACUCUACCAGGCUAUGCCUUCCACCGAGUGCCCUCACUUAGGCGCCUGGACCUUGGUGAGCUCAAGAAGUUGGAUUUCAUCUCUGAUGCAGCCUUUGUUGGCCUCAUCAAUCUACGCUACCUUAACCUGGGCAUGUGCGGGCUGAAAGACAUUCCCAAACUGACAGCCCUUGUGCGUUUGGAGGAGCUCGAGCUGUCUGGAAACCGACUGGAAAUCAUUCGACCCGGUUCUUUCCAGGGCCUUGUGUCUCUCCGUAAGCUGUGGCUUAUGCACUCACAGGUGUCCGUCAUUGAGCGCAAUGCCUUCGAUGACCUAAAAAAUCUGGAGGAGCUUAACCUCUCCCAUAACUCCCUGCACUCCUUGCCUCAUGACCUCUUCACGCCCCUACACCAGCUGGAGAGGGUACACCUUAACCAUAACCCCUGGAUCUGCAACUGUGAUGUCCUUUGGUUAAGUUGGUGGUUGAAAGAGACGGUGCCUAGCAACACCACAUGCUGUGCCCGCUGCCACGCUCCCCCAUUACUAAAGGGCAAGUACAUUGGAGAGCUUGACCAGAGCCACUUCACUUGCUAUGCACCGGUCAUUGUGGAGCCGCCUACAGACCUCAAUGUUACCGAGGGUAUGGCCGCUGAGCUCAAGUGUCGCACAAGCACCUCCACAACAUCUGUCAACUGGAUCACCCCUAAUGGCACUCUAAUGACUCAUGGUUCUUACAAGGUGCGGAUAUCCGUCCUGCAUGAUGGCACACUUAACUUCACAAAUGUGACCCUGCGUGACACGGGCCAGUACACCUGCAUGGUAACCAAUGCUGCUGGCAAUACCACGGCAACUGCUGUCCUUAAUGUCACUGCUGCUGAUGCCAGUGUCAACUACACCUACUUUACAACAGUCACAGUGGAAACAUCGGAGACCCCAGGAGAAGAGCAUCCUGCGCGGGUAGACAUCAAUCAGACAUUAAUCCGUGUUUUAUCUGGCCCCACGCCCUCGAGCCACCUCUGGCCUGGAGGUGUUUCUACCACAGCCUCCUCUCUAUCAGCAGGCUGGUCUUCCUCCUCUCCUCGUGCAACCCGACCCACGUUCACUGUGCCCAUCACUGAACCAGGCUUCUCAGGCCUGGACGAUGUGAUGAAGACCACAAAGAUCAUCAUUGGCUGCUUUGUAGCCAUCACAUUCAUGGCAGCGGUGAUGUUAGUGGUGUUCUACAAGCUGAGGAAGCAGCACCAGCUGCAUAAACACCAUGGUCCUGCCCGUGCCAUCGAGAUCAUCAAUGUGGAGGAUGAGCUUGGGGCCGGAGCCAGUGGUAGGGGCAGCGGUAUCUCAGGAGGCUCCACGGUAACGCAGAGUGGAAGCAGUGGAAUAGGAGGGGGACAGAGCCUCAGGCUGCACCACCCAGAGAUGGUCAACUUGCCGAACCUGGCACGUUCAGAGCACCUCAACCACUACUACAAAACUCAUCACUUCAACAACAACAUGAUGAGCCUGGGCAUGGGCACGGGCAUGGGACUCAACAACAACAACAACCCCUCACCUUGCUCCCAGUCUCAGAACACCUCCAUAUCUUGUUCCCAGGUUCCAACCAGUGGAGGAGCACCCACAGGUGGCACCUUGACCUCCCCUGUGCCCCUGCCCCAGUUGGGUCUCCACAGUUCUCUGAAAGGCCUUAUGGGAAAAAGCCAGAAUGAGCCCCUGCUUUUUAAGAGCAGCUCAAAGGAAAAUGUGCAAGAGACUCAAAUUUGAUUAAAAGUGAGAGUGAAAGUAAGAGGUUAGAGAUGCUGGUAGAGACAGUGAGACAGACAGAGUCUGUAAGACCAAGUAUAUGAGACUGAUUGUAGCCUACUGUCCUCAUGGAAAGAUUCCAGAGAAGAUUAUAUUUCACAUAGUCACUGCUUUCUCUUUGUCAAUCUGUUGACAGAGAGAAGCAAACAGGAGGACUGAAGGAGACAGAGUCCAAUUGCAGAUCAGCACUAGUCCCUGCAAAAGCAUCCGCACAUACUUUUCAAAUGAAUUAGACUAAAACCUAUAUAAUGUUAACCACAAACAUCAGAAUCAUUCUGUGAUCUGUGCAGCCUGCUGUAGUCUUUGCCAAAGUCCAAGAUCAAGCAAAUGUUUCGUUUGCAUCCACAACCACAGUGGAAAGCUAUGAAUAAUACACAGGCAAUGAGCCUCUCUAGGUUUUUGACCGAUUGCUUUGUGUAUUUCCAGACACAUACAGUGUAUAUAUUUGGAAGGAGACACAAUAUUGGCCAUUGAACAUGUUGUCAGAUUAGUGCUUGGCAGAGACACUGAAUAACAAACAAUGGUUUGGGUGUACUGUACAGUUCCAGCAUUUAGUGCUUCCCAGGAAGCACUUCAACAAACUAGAGAGAGUCAAAUUUGAGCAAUUCUGUGCAAAAAGCAUGUAUCAGGAUAGUUUUUUAAAGGGAGACAGAUCAAAAACCAAUGUUUUUUCGGGACAGUUUCACUCUCACUUUCUCACUCUUUUCCCUUUUACACCUUACUGUCUAAUGUCUUCUUUGAAGGAGGAGCAAAACAGAGUUGGUUAUGGGAGAAGAUCCAAUCUCAUGGCAAAAAGGACUAUGAGACAUAAAAAAGGACUGAAAGUACAUAUUAUAUAUACCGUAAAUAUAUUUUCAUUCAAAUAAAUAAAUUAUAAAGAAUCUUUAUCAAGCUUCUGACUGGAAACUACAACGUCUGAAGAAUAUAUUUAAAAAAAUAAGUACACACAGCUGUUGUAGUAGCGAUCCGUAACAACUUUUCCAAAAUUGGAACAAGAUGGCCGCUCCUACUGUGCUGCAUAAGGACACGUAUAGGAGAGUGGCAUCCGUUCAGAAGGAGCUAAAACUAAAUCCUGGCAAAGUGUUUAAGUGAUUUAUUUUGGUUUAGACUUUUUUGUAGCCACACAAAGUCUUUUCCUCUCUUGUUGCAUUUACAUAAACAGCGUCACUGGAGAAGAGAAGUCUUUAACGUGUUCUUCGUAAGAUAUAAAAACUGCAGCUCUCCAUCAUUUCGUAUACAAUGUAGCUAGAGCAAUAAUAAUAAUGAUCAUUAUGGUGAUAAUGAUAACAAGCUUUAGCUUUAUUUGUCAUACAAUUGAUUAUUUAGUGAUAAACGCAUUUUAUUAUCAACAACAUUUGACUGUAGCCUACUUGCUAAAGCUUUGCACAUGCUAAUUUAGGAUCCUCUCCAAAAAUGGACACCAGAUUGGCUCAAAAAAUUUGGUUUCAACAAAUAAUGUAUUGUAAUUAUGAUAUGACACAUUAUUGUUAUUAUGUUAUCAUUAUUAUCAUUCAUAUGGAUAUUAUUAUUACUACUUGUGCCUACAAAUAGCUGAAAAUUACUUUUUUUUCAUUUGUAUAUGACACUGUUUUGUGACUGAUCCUGGACUAAUGCAAGGCAGUGGGAUGGACGCAGUGUGCCACUAAAUGAACUCCACAUGCAACAGCAGGAAAUAACCUGGCCCUCAAAAUGGCUUCCUCAGUCCAGCCCUUACUGACUCGUCUGCUCUGAUUUCUCAAGCAGUCAGGACCCCUAAUGUUAUCACCCAUUAAAGACAGGACACGAACCUUUGACGAAGACUGCUCAUUUGCAGGGGAUUAUUUCACAACUGUAUCUCAGUGUUAUCGUGUAUGAGUGGAUUUCAUGGCAGCAGGGAGCUGUAAAUGGACGACAGGCAUUGCCAAGCAUUUUUAAGGUAAGCUAAGCUCGUUCAGUUAGAAGUUGGAGGUGACAUACAGUACAGUAUACAGUGGUGGGAUAAAUUUUUCUAAAGAAAAUGGACAAUUAAAUGAAAAAAUAUAGAACCUUAUAGAUCUCUUUUCAAAAAAAAUAAAAUUAUUAUGAUAAGUGUUUUUCAUUUUGGGUUUUUAUAUAGUUUGAUUAUAUUCUGUUUUUUUAAAACAAGUGAUAUCUUUAUUGUAAUAUUGUUAUUGUUAUUAUAAUUAGCUAAUUACACUGGUUAUAAUUAUGACAGAUGUUCUGUUAGCAGAGGUCACUUUGAAAAUUAAAAAAACCUGGCACAUACAA
Messenger RNA from Eleginops maclovinus (Patagonian blennie), 4930 nucleotides. RefSeq names its product leucine rich repeat containing 4Ba (gene lrrc4ba). The transcript has 3 exons. NCBI's taxonomy places the organism in Eukaryota, Metazoa, Chordata, Actinopteri, Perciformes, Eleginopidae. Gene Ontology annotation, molecular function: signaling receptor binding. Gene Ontology annotation, cellular component: postsynaptic density membrane; glutamatergic synapse; plasma membrane. The record is from RefSeq and is a predicted model, not a curated record. Gene Ontology annotation, biological process: regulation of presynapse assembly; regulation of postsynaptic density assembly; synaptic membrane adhesion. Bases 446 to 2644 code for a protein of 732 amino acids.